This is a messenger RNA of Lactuca saligna, 951 nucleotides long. Lineage: Eukaryota; Viridiplantae; Streptophyta; Magnoliopsida; Asterales; Asteraceae. The record is from the annotation of a GenBank genome assembly.
AUGAUUUUGAUGGAUGAGGAGGGAAGGAAAAUUCAUGCAUCAUGUGUGAAGAAAUGGUUUCCUAAAUUCAAGCGCUAUUUAAAAGAGGAUAGUUCAAUUUACGUCAAGAAACCUAACGUCGCACCAAAUACUUCAAAAUUUAAGUUUGCUCAUCCGGAAUCAAAACUAAUUUUUUAUCACGAUACAAUUGUAAAAGAUUGUGAAAACUUUUCUGGAUCUGCACAUGGCUUUCAUUUUGUUGACUUCAAUACUAUCGUUUCUAACAACAUCCUGGAGUCAAACUCUUUUGAUAUUAUUGGACACAUUUUUGAGUAUGGGCAUAUGGAUACCUCAGAACAAGAUAAAUCAAAACACAAGAUGCUCUUGCAUCUUCAAGAUAUAGAGGAUACUAAGCUUAAGAUAAUUUUGUGGGGUCAUAAUGCAUACUACAUGCAUGAUUUUCUUGCUAACAAUAACAGCCUUGCUCCAGUUAUUGUUAUUGUUCAAUUUGCCAGGGUGAAGUUUAUUAAUGGUUUGUCGUCCUUUUUCAUCCACCACUUUGAUGUUAGUAGGGUUUUCAUAAACAAUGAUAUCGAUGAAAUUACAAUCUACAAAAACAAAUUGGUCUCUGAAAAUGGACAACAACUGUCAUCAAGUGGAAUUAAAAUGAUUGCAUCAAAACAAGACACAGAACAUGAUGACUUUCUGAAAAAUCAUUUGUUUUCUAACAUUGAAGACUUGUUUGAACCUUUGGAGGAAAAGACAGUCAUUAUUGUUGGUACUGUUAAGGGAAUACGUCAAAAUAUACGUUGGUAUUACCUUGCUUGUAGCAACUGCAAAAAGUCAGCAAAAGAAAAAGAGUCUUCAACUGAUAAGGUUGAUGGUUCUCAUGAAGUGGCCGGAAUCGUUACUUAUGAAUGUGCUAAUCUUAAAUGCAAAAAUAUCAAAAUUUCGGUUAUUCCAAGGUAUUAG